This is a messenger RNA of Durio zibethinus, 1168 nucleotides long. NCBI's taxonomy places the organism in Eukaryota, Viridiplantae, Streptophyta, Magnoliopsida, Malvales, Malvaceae. The record is from RefSeq and is a predicted model, not a curated record.
GUAGUGCUAUUAUUUUAAAGAUGUUGAACUUUCCCUACUUUUUAGCAUCUUACCAAAAGACAAGAAGAUUUUUCAUGCACAGGGACCAUUAAUAUCAAAAGGCAGUGAAUAUGGCGAGAGAGAGGACCAUUUUUGUUCAAUUGGCUUUUUAUGGUCCCAAGAUAACCAUCAUCCUCUAAGCACCCUGAUAUUCAUUUUCCAUUAUCUAUUUCUUGGUGACCAAGCCAGAUAUGUUCCAGUUUCCGUAGUUUUAUCUGGUUCGAAUUUUGCCAGCAUAUUAGCCUGAAAGCCUUUCAGCUACCUUAACCCAAACAUUUAAAACAAAAAAAAGGAAUUGAAAUUUUCCAUUUUCUGCUAUUUCCAAGUUUUCCUUCAACUAGCUAGUCGAAGUUCUUAAUAACAAGCCAUGUUGACUCCUGAAUAUCGCCCACAUCGGCUUUUCCUAGACAUGGAAACCGGGAUGCCGCCAGUCAGUUUAAACAGUACAGUUGGCUUAUAUCCCAGCGAGGCCAAUUUUGACAACAAAAUGGUGAUAGUCCUUGCAGCGUUGCUGUGUGCACUGAUGUGUGCUCUCGGGCUGAAUUCAGCUAUCCGUUGUGCUCUACGAUUAGGCUACAGCUUUGGUUUUGGGACACCGGAGCAAACCCCGGCACCCCACCUGGCUUCUAAUACAGCCCUCAAGAAGAAUGCACUGAGCCGGAUUCCAGUGAUAACCUAUGGAUCAGGACUAAAUGUUACCGGAACAGAUUGUCCAAUUUGCCUUGGAGAGUUUGCAGAAGGCGAGAAGGUCAGAAUUCUUCCUAAGUGCGGCCAUGGUUUUCAUGCCAAGUGUAUAGACACAUGGCUGUUGUCAAACUCGUCGUGUCCGUUGUGCCGGCAAGCAUUGCUUGAUAAUUCAACAAGCUGCAAUAAUAUUGCAGAAGAGGUGAAUUUCAUAGUCGCCUGAAAACGGGGCAAGCAGUGGGGUACAACCUAGUUGGGAUCAACAUCAAUGAGGUGACUUGAGCUUGACUGCUGGAAGAAAAAUAUCUAGGAAGGAGUUUCUGUUGUUUGUGCUUUUAAAAUUUUUGUAUUCUUCUGCUGGGUGAAAAAGGGAAAAUCAAAAAAACCGCCUGCUGUUGUCUCUCCUGAAACUUUCCACUUUCUUGUCUACAGAGUACUAGUAGAA